AACGCAACGACGUUAUUAACCCAAUGCCAGUCUGAAGAAAUGAAAGUGAGAGAGCGAAGAGGGUGAGGGGCAUUUUUGUCACUAAAAUAUAGUGGCAUUUCCGCAAAUAACCAAACUCCGCUCUCACCUCGAUCGGUCGCCGUGACGACGAACGGUAAACGCAGAGACGAUAUAAAUACCCAAAAAGAGAGAGAGAGAGAGGAAAAACCAAGGGUUUUUUCUUCUUCCUAGGGUUUUUUCUUCCUGCGAUUUUCUUUUCUAGUUGCGAUCUCGAUCGUGAAAAUGCAGAUUAGGGAUUCUUGAAUCCCCUCAUUCGAUGCUCGAGAUGAUCAAGAAUCUCUUCAUGUUCCGAUUCGAAGCAGAGAAGGUCAGGAAACGACGAAUCUCGAUCCUCCUAAUUUGAUUUUCCUCCCUCGAUUUUAUUCAUCUGUUGUGAUGGCUGAUGCUCUUUCAAUUAUCCCGGCGUCUGUUCUUCGGAACCUUGCCGACAAGCUUUAUGAGAAACGCAAGAAUGCUGCCCUCGAGGUUGAAGGGAUUGUGAAGCAAUUGGCGGCAGCAGGGGACCAUGAUAGGAUAACGGCGGUCAUCAAUCUGUUGACUACAGAGUUCACAUACUCCCCACAAGCGAAUCACCGGAAGGGUGGAUUAAUAGGACUUGCUGCAGCGACGGUUGGUUUGACGACUGAAGCUGCUCAGCAUCUUGAGCAAAUUGUACCACCUGUACUCAACUCCUUUGCUGACCAAGAUAGCAGGGUGCGUUAUUAUGCUUGUGAAGCGCUAUAUAACAUAGCAAAGGUUGCAAGGGGGGAUUUCAUUGUAUUCUUUAAUCAGAUAUUCGAUGCACUUUGUAAGCUUUCGGCAGAUUCAGAUGCGAAUGUGCAGAGCGCUGCUCAUCUUUUAGACCGGCUUGUGAAGGAUAUUGUUACUGAAAGUGAUCAGUUCAGCAUCGAAGAAUUUAUACCACUGCUAAGGGAGCGCAUGAAUGUUCUGAAUCCCUACGUCCGCCAAUUUUUGGUGGGAUGGAUCACUGUACUGGAUAGUGUUCCUGAUAUUGAUAUGCUUGGUUUUCUUCCAGAUUUUCUUGAUGGUUUGUUCAACAUGUUAAGUGAUUCCAGCCAUGAAAUACGGCAACAGGCUGAUUCCGCACUUUCUGAAUUUCUCCAGGAGAUAAAAAACUCUCCAUCUGUAGAUUAUGGUCGUAUGGCUGAAAUAUUGGUACAAAGGGCAGCUUCUUCCGAUGAAUUUACCCGUCUGUGUGCUGUCACUUGGAUAAAUGAAUUUGUAAAACUUGGUGGAGACCAGCUUGUUCCUUAUUAUGCUGAUAUUCUGGGAGCCAUUUUGCCUUGCAUAUCUGAUAAAGAGGAUAAAAUAAGAGGGGUUGCUCGUGAAACCAAUGAAGAGCUUCGUGCUAUUAGGGCUGAUCCAGCUGAGGAGUUUGAUAUUGGAGCCAUCCUCUCAAUUGCAAAGAGACAAUUAUCUAGUGAAUGGGAUGCUACUCGAAUUGAGGCAUUGCAUUGGAUUGCAACACUUCUGGCCAGGCAUCGUGCAGAGGUAUUAUCUUUCCUGAAUGAGAUCUUUGAUACUCUUCUCAAAACAUUAUCGGAUCCUUCUGAUGAGGUGGUUCUUUUGGUGCUAGAGGUGCAUGCAUGUAUUGCAAGAGAUGAAUCGCAUUUCCGCCAUCUUGUCGUUUUUCUAGUGCACAACUUUCGGACUGACCAUAUGCUUCUUGAGAAGCGUGGUGCCCUGAUUAUUCGUCGGCUAUGUGUUCUUUUGGAUGCUCAAAGGGUGUACCGAGAACUUUCUACAAUCCUAGAGGGGGAAGCUGACUUGGAUUUUGCAUCCAUCAUGGUUCAGGCUCUGAAUUUGAUUUUACUCACAUCCUCUGAAUUGGCCGAGCUACGGGUACUCCUAAAACAAUCAUUGGUAAAUGCUGCUGGCAGAGACUUGUUUGUUUCUCUGUAUUCAUCCUGGUGCCACUCGCCAAUGGCAACAAUAAGCCUCUGCCUACUAGCUCAGGCUUACCAACAUGCAAGUUCCGUGAUUCAAUCACUAGUGGAGGAAGACAUCAAUGUGAAAUUCUUGGUCCAGCUGGACAAGUUGAUCCGCCUACUGGAGACUCCAAUAUUUGCUUACCUUAGAUUGCAACUUCUUGAACCUGGGAAUUAUGUAUGGCUGUUGAAAUCUCUGUAUGGUCUUCUUAUGUUACUGCCACAGCAAAGCGCAGCCUUCAAGAUAUUACGGACUCGAUUGAAAACUGUCCCUUCAUACACUUUCAGCAGCGAGCAAUUGAAGCGAACGUCUUCAGGGAAUCCAUACAUGCAGAUUUUGCAUCACAUGCCUAGUAUGCAAAUAUUGGAGGAUGGUGACAGGAACCACGAUGCAGGGAAUGUGCACAAUGGUAUUAACUUCGCUUUGCGGCUGCAACAGUUUGAGCACAUGCAACGCCAACACCGCUUGCAUGCAAGAUCGCAGUUGCAGCCCCGCAUCUCCACAUCUUCCAACUUAUCUCAGGAGUCACAAAGACCAGAAGAAUUAUGCCGUCCCUCAACUGUGCCAGACAUAAGCCGGACCACUUCCAGAUCUUCGAGGAGAGGUUCGGGUCAAUGACAACAUUGACGUAGGGGUGUGCUUAUUCCGGUCUCUGUUUUGGGCUACUUGCCACUGGUUUCAGCACCUAUAAAGGGGUACGUACGUGAUCAAUAUAAAAUGCACACUAUAAGAGAUUCGGUGUAUGUAAAAUUGUAAAUCUUAGUGGUUGGUUUGUGCUACACUUUUUUUUUUUUUUGGUUUUUGUUUUAUUCUGGUGGUGGGGGGAGAGGUAGGGGCUGAUGGGAUUUUUUAGCUGAAGCAAUUGGUAAGCUAUUCAUUUUUCUUUCACACAAGAGACAUGGUUUGCUCAUGUGGUUUUUGUUUUUUAUUUGUAAACCAUAUGAGCAUACAAGGGGAAAGAGGGGAUUCAGUUGGGUUCAGUUUUUUCUCUUUCUUUUCAUUUUCAUCGUUUAGCUGUUUUUAACAAUCUUAAUAAGGCAGCGAGAGCAGGGAAUGAAUGAUAUUAUGUGUACAUUUUGUAAACUGUCCAAAUUCUGUUUUGCAUAGCUAAUUGCAAUUUGGUCAUUGUUUCUCUGUUA
Molecule: messenger RNA, 3128 nt
Organism: Magnolia sinica
Lineage: Eukaryota; Viridiplantae; Streptophyta; Magnoliopsida; Magnoliales; Magnoliaceae
Product: protein VAC14 homolog
Exons: 20
Coding region: 436-2607 (723 amino acids)
Biological process (GO): phosphatidylinositol biosynthetic process; positive regulation of kinase activity
Cellular component (GO): PAS complex; endosome membrane
Source: RefSeq, a predicted model, not a curated record